CCCGCCUACAGCCGAACGAAGCCUCCGCAUCGAGUCCUUGACUCUCUCAAAUCUUGGAUUCCCCCAGACUCUCCGUCUCCAAAUCUCUCAGCCGAAGUGGGACCGCGAUCUAACAUCGGCAUCGCUCAGAUGCCCAUGCUUUACGGCUAAAUUGCUGAAAGGAGCCUUGGAAUCAUGUUCACCACGACGGGCUCAUGGACCGCGCACUGUAUCCCAGCGAAGUCUUGGACGUCGUCGCCAACUUCCCAGCGCUUUAUCACUAUCAGCCUGCCAAACGCUCAACUGAGGAUGCAAAAGUCAACCCAUUGAUUGUCUGCGUCCCUGGAGGCUUACACCUGGCUCGUAUUUUCUAUGGCGGACACGCGGGUUCAAGACCGACCGACUUUCUCUCUCAUUGGCUCUCUGAACUUGGAUAUGGGGUCCUCUCGCUCUCGUACCCGCUCGAAACGGAGCCUGAGAUUAUGGCGGCAACUGCUGCCCGCUACAGAAUCAAGGACUGGGGCGAGCAAGCGGCAAAGACCGCCGCAAAGGUUAUGUCCGAGCACAACUUGCCCACUCGGUCUGUGGUUUUGAUCUCAUGGAGCAUGGGCGGUCGCAUGGUUGUCCCAUUCACCAUUGCAACGAAGCAGCUCGGCCUCGACGUCGUGCAGUACAUCAGCUUUGCAGCCACCCCGGGAUUUUCAAGCAUCCGACCUCUCCCACCGGGGCUCUCCUGUAGUCCCGCGGGUUACUUCCAGGUGCCGGCUCAUCUCGGCGCCUUCUGGAGGCAGUUAAGCGAGAUGCAGGAUCUCAACGGAGGACGGGAGAUCGUUCCAGAGGAACUCUAUCUGCGGCAGUACGUUGGAGGGACGCCGAUUAACCUGAUCGGACUCGGGCUCAAGUAUGAUGGGCAGGGAAACUUCGUGCAGGACGAAGUACCUCACGAGGAGGACAGUCGGGUCCUGGAUAUCGCAAACUUUCCUCUCAUCACGGCUCUCUACCCAACAAGCUCCUUGGACGCGAGCCAUGCCUUGGCAGAUCGCGCGAGCUGGGGCUUCUUACUCACGUACAAACUGGAAAGUAUGAUUGGAAAGGCAGGGGUCAGACAAGUGCAAGGGACGCCAAAGUGGCAGCAGCUCAUGGAUCUCGUACACUCCGCUCCCGCAAGGUUGUGUCUGCCCGUCACAGGCAACCAUUUCUUCUUUGUCGGCGAGAAAUCUGCUCGGGAUGUUGCAAGCAGAGUAGACGCACUUAUCCGAGAUGCUACUGAGUUUCAGAACCAGCUGCUCUGCCUGGUCUCUUAGGGGAUACCGUACAUAUAUAUAUUUUCGGCGUCGGUGACUACACAACGCCAACCCGUAUCACAAGGUAAACAAUGCAACCAAACAUCAUAGCAGAGAGGAGAUGCUCAUGAACUCAUAAUUAUAAUACAAAAACUGGCGUUGCAGUUGGAUCCCAGACAUCACGAUGAUGUCUUAUUGCUUCCCUCGUUCGGCCGAUGCUGCAUUUCCCCGGCGUUCGCACCAGCGUGUGGUCUGGAAGUGGAUUUCGGAUCUAUCUGAACGGGCUUGUCGAGUGCGAUCGUAUCUGACGGGCCCAACAAUCGCUCUUCGAUUCCAUUGGACAUGCCGGUGAGUUUGGUGAAGACGCCUCCCGCCACAAUGGCAGCGACUGGCAGUGCACGCAUAGAGGGUGGAAGGCCGUUCUGGACGUUCGAGAGUCUGGCGAGCCUCGCGACUUCUUUUGUGAUAUCCGGCUUUGACAUCUUGCAGACGGAGGAGACAGGUAUGUAUUUUGAAAUGAUGUGGGAGACGAUAUUGGGGAAGAACGGAGGGGAAUGGGUUGAGUCACAGCCAAGCACGAGUCAAUACGAACAAAUUAGGCGCACUUAACACGAAUUUCCAGCCUGUCGAACGCUCGGAUGACGCCACAGCCGUGAUCUUCAUUAUUAUCUAUCGCUCGAACCCGUCGGCAC
Messenger RNA from Aspergillus calidoustus, 1954 nucleotides. NCBI's taxonomy places the organism in Eukaryota, Fungi, Ascomycota, Eurotiomycetes, Eurotiales, Aspergillaceae. The record is from the annotation of a GenBank genome assembly.